This is a messenger RNA of Lodderomyces parapsilosis, 540 nucleotides long. RefSeq lists its product as uncharacterized. The record is from RefSeq and is a predicted model, not a curated record. Gene Ontology annotation, cellular component: intracellular anatomical structure. Gene Ontology annotation, molecular function: Atg12 transferase activity. Lineage: Eukaryota; Fungi; Ascomycota; Pichiomycetes; Serinales; Debaryomycetaceae. The coding region runs from base 1 to 540 and encodes 179 amino acids. Gene Ontology annotation, biological process: macroautophagy; protein lipidation; protein modification by small protein conjugation. The transcript has a single exon.
AUGAAGGCUUUAACCAGUCAGCAAUUUAACGAAGCUAUUGGACAAUUCAAGGAUGUCCUUUUCGAUAAUUUGCAGUGUAUGAUCAGGUUCAAGGCUGUUGCUGCUAGCGUGAAACAAGUGAACGAAGAAAACUACUUAUUUGGAUGCAUCGCUGUCGAAGAUGAGGUGCGACUAGAGUUUACCAUAUCUUAUGAUGAAUUUUAUCAAGUGCCAGUCUUUUGCUUCAGGAUAUAUGUGAACGACAGACUUAACUUUGACGUUGUUGAACUAGAUACAUCACUAAAGGAAUUAUCACACCUAGCAAUGAAUAAAAUAGUUGACAUUUCAAUAAUCGACCAUCACUUACUACAUCAACCUUGGUUUCAAAUUCAUCCUUGUGAGACAUCGCAGAGUUUACACACGCAUAUGUCAAGUCAGGAUUCAACAACAAAAGACUGCAACUACAACCCCUUCGUCACAUACUUGACUUGCUGGUUCGGAUUAUACGGUCUACCAGCAAUCUUUCCGCAGUUUUCAAUAAGACCUGUUGUGUAUUCUUAA